AUGGCCCUCUCGCACCCGGCCAAGUUCUGCGCCAUCUGCAAGCCCGAGGCGCGCGACGUGAGCACCGACAAGACCGACGCCGACCUCGACCCCAGCAAGGACAAGGACACGGACGACGAGGCGGAGGACGACGCCAAGGACGGCAGCCGCCGCGAAGAGCGUCGCUUCGACACGGACGAGAAGGCGUACACGCGCCAGGAGAUUAUCGACGAUGCACGGGCGCGGCGUUCGACGGCCUACAACCUGCUCGAGCGCGAGCAGUACCGCUGCGAGCGCUUCGACGGCGAGGUGAAGGACAAGUCGAAGGCGCUCGACCGAGCACGCGAGCCUGAGGUCAAGGCACUCCUCUCGACCAUCCGCAGCGGCGGCGUUGGCCUCAACCUGCAGGAGUUCAACCACGUCGUCUUCGAGUCGCGCGACCUCAACCCUCAGAAGCACAAGCAGGCCGAGGACCGCGUGCACCGCCACGGCCAGGAGAAGGAUGUGACGGUCGUGUACCUCGACGCCAAGGACACGUUCGACGAGGCCGUCCGCGAGCUGAUGAGGCGCAAGCUCGACAACGCGCAGGCGAUCCUCGACGGCAAGCUGCUGCCCAAGGCGAGCCUGCCGUCCUACAAGGACGUCGUCGGCAAGAUGGGCGAGCGGCCGCUCGCCGACGGCGGCCCCAGCGGCCGCAGCAAGAUGAAGAAGCGCGACGGCCCCGGGGGCGAUGUGCGACCGACCACCUCGAACCCCAACACGGCGGCGCUGGCCAGCGAUUACCACCGGUGGCAGGCGGUGAAGAACUCGCUGCCGCCGCACCGCCGCGUGAGCCGUCGGCUCAAAGACAAGGGCGUCGCCAAGGACCGCUUCACGCAGGCGCGGAUCGAAUCCGUACUCGCCGCGACGGGUGGCGACGUGGACGAGGCGGUCGCGCUCCCGCAGCUGGUCGCGGAGGCGGCAGGCAAGGGCGGCGGCAGCGAGGUCUUCAUCCUCUCGAGCUCCGACGAGGACUAG
This is a messenger RNA of Emiliania huxleyi CCMP1516, 996 nucleotides long. RefSeq lists its product as hypothetical. Gene Ontology annotation, biological process: DNA repair; replication fork processing. NCBI's taxonomy places the organism in Eukaryota, Haptophyta, Isochrysidales, Noelaerhabdaceae. The coding region runs from base 1 to 996 and encodes 331 amino acids. The transcript is spliced from 6 exons. The record is from RefSeq and is a predicted model, not a curated record.